Messenger RNA from Necator americanus (New World hookworm), 1278 nucleotides. RefSeq lists its product as uncharacterized. Gene Ontology annotation, cellular component: cytoplasm. Lineage: Eukaryota; Metazoa; Nematoda; Chromadorea; Rhabditida; Ancylostomatidae. The transcript is spliced from 14 exons. The record is from RefSeq and is a predicted model, not a curated record. Gene Ontology annotation, biological process: nucleoside triphosphate biosynthetic process; ATP metabolic process. The coding region runs from base 1 to 1278 and encodes 425 amino acids. Gene Ontology annotation, molecular function: nucleoside diphosphate kinase activity; AMP kinase activity; ATP binding.
AUGUACACCCUUCUCUACAGAAUGCCCAGUGUCGAGAGAAAACACAUCGACUUGACUCCGCUGAAGAACGCCGGCGUCCCGAUCUUUUUUAUCGUCGGAGGUCCCGGAUCGGGAAAGGGCACUCAAUGCGAGAAGAUCGUCGCAAAAUAUGGUUUAUCACAUCUAUCCUCUGGCGACCUUCUCAGGGAUGAGGUGAAGUCUGGCUCACCUAGAGGUACACAACUCACUAAGAUCAUGGAAGCAGGAGAAUUAGUGCCACUGGAAGUUGUGCUGGAUCUCAUCAAAGAGGCUAUGUUGAAAGAGGUCGCCAAGGGGAGCAAAGGCUUUCUGAUCGAUGGCUAUCCUCGAGAGGUGAAACAAGGAGAGCAGUUUGAGAAUGAGAUCCAAGAAGCUAGGUCUGUGAUAUUCUUCGACGUCUCAGAGGACAUUUUAGUUGAGCGACUGCUACAUCGAGCAAAGACCAGUGGCCGUGCCGAUGACAAUAUGGAGACGAUAAAGAAACGCCUACACACCUUUACCACUGCCACGGCACCUGUGGUUGAUUAUUACGAAAAGAAAAAGAAACUAAUAAGGAUCGAAGCCAAAGGAACAGUUGAUGAGAUAUUUGCUGUAGUUUCGAAGCAUCUAGAUCAAGUAAUGGGGAAGUCUGCACUCUCUGUGGAAAGGAAACACAUCGAUUUAACCCCGUUAAAGAAGGCAAAUGUCCCAAUCUUCUUUAUCGUAGGUGGCCCUGGUUCUGGAAAGGGAACGCAAUGCGAGAAAAUCGUCGCCAAAUACGGUCUGUCGCAUCUUUCUUCUGGAGAUUUGCUGAGAGACGAAGUCAAAUCCGGCUCUCCUAGAGGUGCUCAGCUCUCAAAAAUUAUGGAAGCAGGAGAAUUGGUCCCACUGGAAGUAGUUCUGGAUCUGAUCAAAGAAGCCAUGGUAAAAGAGGUCGCUAAAGGCAGUAAAGGUUUUUUGAUCGACGGAUAUCCUAGAGAGGUGAAGCAGGGACAGCAAUUCGAACAUGAGAUUCAAGAAGCAAAAUCCGUAAUUUUCUUCGAUGUUUCCGACGAUAUCCUCGUUGAACGACUACUCAACCGUGCAAAGACGAGUGGCCGCGUCGAUGACAACAUGGAGACGAUCAAGAAACGGUUGCAUACGUUCACCACUGCCACCGCUCCAGUUGUUGAUUACUAUGAAAAACUGAAGAAACUCAUUCGAAUCAAAGCGCAAGGGACUAUCGAUGAGAUCUUCUCCGUUGUUAUGCAACAAAUGGAUCUAGCCUUACAAAGGGCUUAA